UAAGCCUUACCCCUAUCUCAUCUAAGUCAUGUCCACAUACUUGUUUCAAACCCAAAGGAGAUAAGGACACUUCCAAAGCCACAAUGGAGAAGAACCUUAUUAUUCUACCCAGUAAACCAUGGCCUCCUUUGUCAAUCCCUUCCCACAGUGCCACUCAAUUUGAGUGGCAUAGUUCAACAAGGGUCCUUGCAAACUCCAACAAUGUCUCUAUGACCAAAAGGUCACACCCAAAGUUGGUGGAUGCCCAGUUGAACCAGCUAUGUGUCAAUGGUCCCCUGAGUGAGGCUGUGCCAAUUCUUGACUCUCUGGCUCAACAGGGGUCCAAGGUGAAACCCAUUACCUUCAUGAACCUGCUUCAGGCUUGCAUUGACAGAGACUGCAUUAUGGUGGGUAGGGAGUUGCAUGCUAGGAUUGGGUUGGUGAGAAAGGUGAACCCUUUUGUGGAGACCAAGUUGGUUAGCAUGUAUGCCAAAUGCGGGCACUUGGAUGAGGCACGGAAAGUGUUUGAUGAAAUGCGUGAGAGGAAUUUGUUCUCUUGGUCUGCCAUGAUUGGUGCCUGCUCCAGAGACCUUAAGUGGGAGGAAGUUGUGGAGCUUUUUUAUGAUAUGAUGGGACAUGGGGUUUUGCCUGAUGAGUUUUUGCUCCCGAAGGUUUUGAAAGCCUGCGGAAAGUGCAGGGAUUUUGAAACUGGGAGGUUGAUCCAUUCGAUGGCGAUUCGGGGCGGAAUGUGCUCUUCUUUGCUUGUGAUUAAUUCAAUUCUGGCUGUGUAUGCUAAGUGUGGGGAGAUGAGUUGUGCAGAGAAGCUCUUUAGGAGAAUGGAUGAGAGGAACUGUGUUUCCUGGAAUGUGAUAAUAACUGGGUUUUGCCAGAAGGGUGAGAUUGAAGAAGCUCAGAAGUAUUUUGAUGCAAUGCAGCAGGAAGGAGUUGAGCCUGGAUUGGUAACUUGGAACAUUUUGAUUGCAAGUUAUAAUCAGUUAGGGCAUUGUGAUAUUGCAAUGGAAUUAAUGAGGAGGAUGGAGAGUUUUGGGAUUUCUCCUGAUGUAUAUACUUGGACUUCUAUGAUUUCUGGGUUUACUCAAAAGGGAAGGAUAAAUGAUGCCUUUGAUUUGUUGAGGGAGAUGUUUAUAGUCGGGGUUGAGCCCAACAGUAUUACAAUUGCUAGUGCAGCCUCAGCAUGUGCGUCUGUAAAAUCACUAAGUAUGGGAUCAGAAAUCCAUUCUAUUGCUGUUAAGACAUGUUUGGUUGACGAUAUUCUAAUCGGUAAUUCACUGCUUGACAUGUAUGCCAAGGGUGGCAAUCUGGAGUCUGCUCAAAGCAUUUUUGAUAAGAUGUUAGAGAGGGAUGUAUAUUCUUGGAACUCAAUAAUUGGAGGAUAUUGCCAAGCUGGUUUCUGUGGCAAAGCCCAUGAGUUAUUUAUGAAAAUGCAGGAGUCUGAUUCACCUCCUAAUGUUGUUACAUGGAAUGUGCUGAUCACAGGAUUUAUGCAGAAUGGUGCUGAGGACGAGGCAUUGGAUCUUUUUCAAAGAAUUGAGAAAGAUGGGAAAAUUAAGCCAAAUGUGGCAUCAUGGAACUCGUUAAUUUCUGGUUUCCUGCAGAGUAGACAAAAGGACAAGGCCUUGCAGAUAUUUCGGCGGAUGCAGUUUUUCAAUAUGGCUCCCAACUUAGUUACAGUGCUGACUAUCCUUCCUGCCUGUGCAAAUUUAGUGGCUGCAAAGAAAGUGAAAGAAAUUCAUUGUUGUGCAGUGCGUAGAAAUUUAGUGUCUGAACUUUCUGUAUCAAAUACAUUCAUUGACAUUUAUGCUAAGGCAGGAAAUAUAAUGUAUUCUAGAAAAAUAUUCUAUGGGUUGUCCCCAAAAGAUAUCAUCAGUUGGAACUCUCUGCUCUCAGGUUAUGUGUUACACGGCUGUUCAGAGUCUGCACUUGAUCUUUUUUAUCAGAUGAGGAAGGAUGGACUUCAUCCAAAUCGAGUUACUUUUGCGAGUCUUAUCGCAGCUUAUAGUCAUGCUGGAAUGGUGGAUGAGGGGAAUCAUGUUUUCUCCAACUUCAGCCAAGAAUAUCAAAUUAGACCAGAUCUGGAACACUAUUCUGCUAUGGUUUAUUUGCUUGGUCGUUCAGGUAAGCUUGCUGAAGCACUGGAGUUUAUUCAAAACAUGCCAGCUGAGCCUAACUCCUCUGUAUGGUCUGCCUUGCUCACUGCCUGCAGAAUUCAUAGGAAUUUCGGAAUGGCAAUCUUUGCAGCAGAACGUCUGCUUGAGUUGGAACCUGACAAUAUUGUAACUCAGCAUUUACUUUCACAGGCAUAUUCUUUAUGUGGGAGGAAUUGGGAAGCUCCAAAAAUGACAAAGAUGGAGAGGGAAAAGGUUGUUAAAAAACCUGUUGGGCAAAGCUGGACUGAAAGGAAUCACUUGGUCCAUACUUUUGUUGCUGGUGAUCAGUCAAAACCAUAUUUGGACAAGCUACAUUCUUGGCUAAAACGGGUAGGUGUAAAUGUCAAGGCACAUACUUCUGACAAUGGACUUUGCAUUGAGGAAGAGGAGAAGGAAAAUGUUAGUAAUGUACAUAGUGAAAAACUUGCAUUAGCAUUUGCUUUAAUAGAUUCUCAUCACACACCUCAAGUUUUACGGAUAGUAAAGAAUUUGAGGAUGUGUAGAGAUUGCCAUGAGACAGCCAAAUUCAUAUCAUUGGCAUAUGGGUGUGAAAUAUAUUUAAGUGAUUCAAAUUGCUUACACCAUUUUAAAGAUGGUCAUUGUUCUUGUAGGGAUUAUUGGUAGAGCAAAAAGAUGUGAAAGAGAAUCAAUGAAUGUAGAAAUAUGUAAAUCUGCCAUAUGGCUCAAUUAUUUAUUAUGUAAAUAAAUCUUUUGUUGAUAUCUACAUGAAUAAAUUAAAUGGAUAAGAUCCAUUAACACGGGGUCUUAAUUUGUAA
Molecule: messenger RNA, 2923 nt
Organism: Cajanus cajan (pigeon pea)
Lineage: Eukaryota; Viridiplantae; Streptophyta; Magnoliopsida; Fabales; Fabaceae
Product: Pentatricopeptide repeat (PPR-like) superfamily protein
Biological process (GO): RNA modification
Molecular function (GO): RNA binding; protein binding; zinc ion binding
Source: RefSeq, a predicted model, not a curated record